Callorhinchus milii (elephant shark) is the source of this 6505-nucleotide messenger RNA. It is a transcript of the gene kif14, whose product is annotated as kinesin family member 14. Gene Ontology annotation, molecular function: microtubule motor activity; microtubule binding; ATP binding. The transcript has 30 exons. The record is from RefSeq and is a predicted model, not a curated record. Bases 236 to 5155 code for a protein of 1639 amino acids. NCBI's taxonomy places the organism in Eukaryota, Metazoa, Chordata, Chondrichthyes, Chimaeriformes, Callorhinchidae. Gene Ontology annotation, biological process: microtubule-based movement.
GCCGGGGGUGAGAGGCUCCCUGACCCGGUCGGUCGGUCGGUCUAUUUUCCGUCCGGGGCCGGAGGCCGCGGUGGCUGUAAACGAUGGGAACCCGGAGACUGUCAGUUCAACAUCAUUUGGAAAUCAUGUCUACAAAAAAGAUACUUGAAGACUGAAAAUAUGAAUGUUCUGCUUCAUAAAGUUCAGUAGGCAAAAGGAUAUUCAUUGCAGUGAUUACAAAGUGUAGUGCGGUAAAAUGCCCGUGUGCAACACACCUUGUAGGAAUCAAACCAUGGUAAUUGGUGCUCUACAUUCAUUGCAGAAGAAGUCAACCAAUUCUUUCACCAAAGAAAGUGCCAGAUCUGAUCAACAGGUCAAAUUGCCAGGGCCGGACAAUAAUGCACAAGGGCAAUCAACAUCAUCCAUGNAAAAAAGCAAUGAGAUUAGUACAAAUUGUGUGGUAUCGGCUUGUAUUAGAACUACAGAAACCAAGUUAGAUAGUAGGUUUACGCUCCGGAGAAGAAAAACUGGAGGUAAAAGAGUUCCCUAUUCUGACUAUGAGACUGAAGGAAGUAUUGAAUUAGGUGAAGGAAAGAGAAUGUUUAACCUUGAGCGGUAUAUGAAAGCAGGUAAUUCAGGGAGAGGAAGUAGCUCUUUGAAGGACACCAUACUAUGCAAAGAACAAAAUGAUACAUUGGAUAUUACUUCAGUGCAGGGAACAAGCAAACUUUUGCAAACCAAAUCCAUGGGUUCAGCAAGUCUUGCUUCUUUGAAGGAGUUUUCAAUGAAGCAAAAGGGAAUGGAUAUCAAAAGCAUUUUAAAAAAUAAAAUUCCUGCAAGUACAAAUCACACAUCGAUAGGCAAAGGGGAGGAAAAUCACACAAAAUCUUCCGUUUGGACUGGUGCAGAAGUUAGUUGCAAAUCAGAAAACUUAAAUAGACAAGCUGUUAAAAGAGGAGGUUUGGAUAGAAUCAAGACUUCAAUAUCUGAAGGAAUCAAAUCUGCAGCAGUCACACAAGGUCAUCAUCAAGAAAUCAAAGACUCAGCAAAUGUGUCUGUUAAAACCAUGGCAAGCUCUUUCCAGAUCAAGACAGUAAUGGAUUCCGGAAGUAAUACUUCAAGAUACUUGACAAAUACAAUAGUAGACAAUGGAGAUCGAAAGCCACCAAGAAGUGGUGGAGGAACUAUUGGGAAAGAAGAGAUGCCAACACAGAAAUCUUCUGCAGGGAAUGAGCUCUGGAAUGGAGAAGAUAGUGUGACGGUGGCUGUUCGGGUGAGGCCUUUCAGCAAUCGGGAAAAAAGGGAAAAUGCACGUCAAGUCAUUUUCAUGAGCGGGCAGGAGACGGUUGUACAACAUCCAGAAACCAAUCAAAUAUACGCCUUUGUUUAUGACUUUUCCUUUUGGUCAUUUGAUGAGCUUCAUCCGGAAUUUUCAAGCCAGGAAUCAGUGUACAAGAUUGUUGGAUCACCUCUACUGGAGAAGGCCUUUCAGGGAUAUAACGCGUGUUUAUUUGCAUAUGGACAGACUGGGUCUGGCAAGUCAUACACGAUGAUGGGGUUCGGUGAUGAAGGGAUUAUUCCAAGGUUUUGUCAACAGCUGUUUGCCAGUGUAGCCAAUCCUAAAAUGCAGCAGGUUACUUACCAUAUUGAAAUGAGCUAUUUUGAAGUCUACAAUGAGAGAAUUCAUGAUUUAUUGACUGCCACAAGUGGAAAAGCCCAAGUAAAACAGUCGCUUCGAAUCAGAGAACAUCCAGUAUAUGGACCUUAUGUCGCUGAUCUGUCAUCCUAUGUUGUGAGCUCUUAUUUCGAUAUUCAGGGUUGGCUAGAACUAGGCAACAAACAAAGGGCAACUGCAGCCACAGGCAUGAAUGAAAAGAGUUCCAGGUCUCACUCAGUCUUCACACUUGUCAUGACUCAGACCAAGACUGAAUUUGUAGAAGAAGAGGAGCAUGAGCACAGUGUCACGAGCAGAGUAAACCUGGUGGAUCUGGCAGGAAGUGAGCGUUGCUUUACAGCUCAGACCAGUGGCGAAAGGCUGAAGGAGGGUGUGAGCAUAAAUAAAUCUCUUUUCACUCUGGGAAAGGUCAUUUGUGCACUUUCUGAACAGUCACAGUCUAAGAAGAAGAUCUUCGUCCCUUACAGGGAAUCAGUGCUCACAUGGUUAUUGAAGGACAGUAUUGGUGGAAACUCAAAGACAGCUAUGAUAGCUACCGUCAGUCCAUCUGCUUCCAAUGUGGAAGAAACUCUUAGUACACUUAGGUAUGCUAAACGGGCUCGCCAGAUUAUCAAUAUUGCAAAAGUGAACGAAGACUCCAAUGCAAAACUGAUAAGAGAUCUAAAAGCAGAAAUUGAAAACCUGAGAGCUGCCCAGAUGAGUAGCCAAGGAAUUCAAUCUGAGAAGUAUAAAGUGAGCCAGAAAGAAAUAGGAGCUUUAAAGCUAAAACUCAGUCAACAGGAGAGAGAAAUGGCAGAAGUACAAAGGAGGUGGAGAGAAAAGUUAGACCAAGCAGAAAAGAGAAAACUUGAGGAAGCAAGAGAGUUGCAAAAAGCAGGAAUCACUUUUAAAGUGGACAACAGUUUGCCAAACCUAGUUAAUCUCAAUGAAGAUCCCCAAAUUUCAGAGAUGCUCUUGUAUAUGAUCAAGGAAGGUCGGACAAGAGUGGGGAAACAUAAGCCAAACUCCACACAUGAUAUCCAGCUGUCUGGAGCACUCAUUGCUGAUGAUCAUUGUAUCAUACAAAACUUAAAUAGUACAGUAAUGAUUGCGCCAAUAGGAGAUGCAAAGACCUAUGUGAAUGGAAACUUAAUUACAGACUCCACAGUGCUACAUCAUGGGGACAGAGUGAUUCUAGGUGGCGACCAUUACUUUAAGUUUAAUCAUCCUGUAGAGGUGCAGAGUGGACGACGAGCUUCUUGUGCGAAUGCACUGUUGAGAGAUGGUCCAAAGGACUUUGAAUUUGCAAAAAAUGAACUUUUGCAAGCUCAACAGGCAAGACUUGAAGCUGAAAUUGAAGAGGCACGGUUACAAGCCAAACGAGAAAUGAUGCAGGGUAUCCAAGUUGCAAAGGAGAUGGCUCAGAAGGAAUUAUCUAGUCAAAAAUCACUGUAUGAAAAUAAGAUUAAAGAUUUGGAAAAGGAAUUGGAAAAGGAAGCCUGUAAGAAAAAACUGCAGGAGCUUAAUACUAAAAAAGCAGUUUCCAAGAUGGAGGAGCUGCAGGAUGCAAAGAGGCAACUUGAACAAAAAGUGGAACUGAAUAGGAAACGUCUGCAGAUGGAGACUUUAGCCGCAAAACAGGCUCUGAAGGAUCAUAAUAUACAUCAUGCUAAAUUUCUUGCUGCACUGGAAGCAGAAAAGAGAAAAAUGACAGAAGAUUUACNAAAAAUACAGAAAGAGCGAAACAAAAGGCUACAGACUAAGAGCUGUGUCACUUAUAAAAAUAGUUCAGAUUGGAGCUCCAUGAAACUUUCAAUGAUGAUCCAGGAGGCUAACACCAUAAGCAAAAAUCUAAGGAAAUGCACGGUCUUCAGUAGACAUGAAGAGUCUGAUAAGGAAAAUAUAAGCACCCCUCAAACUCCAAUUCAGGUGCAGGUUCGGAACACUAAGCUGGGCAUAAGCACUUACUGGAGCUUGGAGAAAUUUGAGUGGAAAGUGACAGCUAUGAGAGAACUUUACCAGGGAAGUGCAUUUUCCAAGGAUGAAGAUCUUUUUUAUGAUCCCAAUGAUGAUUGGGAAGCUGACGUGACAUCUUGCUCUUUGUCUAGAAGAUUGAGCAAAAGUUUUUUCAGGAGCAAACGGAUGUCCGGGUGUUUAUCAGAAAUCCGAAAUACUCCUCUUCAGAAUCUGCAGUCUGCACAUCCUACAGAUCUGUUGAACAUUUCACGGAGCAUAUGCUCAGCGGGUGCCCAGUCCUCGUUGCCCGCUGUGUGUAAGGAACUUCUAGGUGCAGCCGUUGACUACCUUGGAAGGAAUCAUUUAUCACAGGAAACCAUUCCUGAUCGGCUCCUUGCUGACCUACUGACCAUUCAGACUAGUACAUGUGCAAUUGCCAAUGCAUAUGAACAGCUGGAUGAUGAAAGUCAAGAAAAUUUGUUCACCAAUAAUACAGAGAUGCAGUCUCACUGUAUCAAAAUUACAACAAAUCUUGAAAGAGUAGCAAUUCUAAUGAAGUUGUGGGUCGAUAAGGCGCUCCCACAAGGCACUUGUUCUGAAAUCACUGAUGAUGAGCUACUUGGUGAAGUGAAGACAUUGGGUAGAAACCUACAGCUACUAUUAAAGGGCUGUGAUUCAGACAUUUCUUCUAUGGUAACGGAGGCUCAGAACAGAAUAAGCCAGACAAUCCGAAGAGUUAUGAAACAUGUAGGUCAUCUGGCAACUUUCACAGGCGUGGCGUUGCAUUUUGAAGAACAGAACUUAGAAGAUUCUCUCAGUUAUAAGCAGACUGCAGCAGCCUCUCUUUAUGAGGGAGGAAAAGCUGGAAUGAAGAGUCUCCUGGAUAAUGGCCUGAAAAGAGCAAAACAAGAGCAGAAACUGCUGCAAAGAACAACAGCAAAGAUGGAGUGUUUUGAAGAACUAAAGAAGAACAACAUGGUUCUGAUGGUGUCUGUUCAAAACUACCUCACAGAAUACAAUAAGAUGCUGGGAACCCUAACACAAGAGUCUGCAGAUUCAACAAUCAACUUGAGCAAAGCCUCUGCUGUUGCUGCCGAAUUGAUCAAGUUUAAUGGAAAUGUCCAACAGAUCAACCAGCUGGUGGUGUCAGUACUGAGAGGUGAACAUGUAGCUGACCAGCAACUGAUGAAGUGCAUAGAAAUGAUUUGUUCCUCAGCUAAGUAUGUGACGGAUAACUUUUGUGCACUUUGUCCUUUCUCUGAUGAGGUAAACAUGUCCUCAGCCAGAGAAAACAAACUGGACAUGAAAGGACUUCAGCUGGUGGCCAAUGCACUGGAAUCAGCGGCCACCUCACUCCUUGACGUAAUCCACCACCUUCAGAGUGAGAAAGGGAGAUCCUCCACUCGUGCUGAGAGUUUUGAAAAGAAAAAGCAGGAAAACAUAAAGACAACCAGGGCAAUUGUUGGCCACGGUACCUGCCGUGAUAGAGGUGUUAAGAAAACUGUCUACACACUCCAGGGACCAAUGUCAGAAGAUUCUUCACCAAGAGGUGUUCAGUGGGUUUGACAGAUGACCUACACAUAUUGUACAUGCAAUAAAAUUGAGUAAAGCUUCAAAUGUAAUUUGUGUGUAGCAAAGCUAUUGUAAAUAAUAUUUGUUUUAUUGCAUUUAAACUCUGCAGAACCUAGGUUUACAAUUCACCCGAUUACAGUAGAUUUCUUUACCUCAGCAAGCUUGACAAAUGAAACUUGUCUAACUCCCCCUCUCACCAACACCCAUUUUAACUUAUGUUGUGUAAAAUUGCUUAUUCUCUUGUACAUGGCUUAAUAGUGAGAAUGUUUGAACCUACCUAGAGACAUGAUUAUGUAUGACACAACUCUCCAGUCCAACCCAUUGAUGCAGUAAUAUGCAAUACAAUGUGCUUGUUCCCUUUUUGGGGAGAAGUGUUUUCUAAUCAUGGUCUCGUCUACUCUGAUACCAAUUUGCUUCAAAUAGUACAGAGUUUGCAUUGGGUUUCAUUGCUGUAUAUGUCUCACCAGAGAAUAACUCUUAACUUUAGGUGCAAAACACAAUUUCUUGAACUAUGCAUACUAUAGAUUAAAUUGCCUAGCAUUAAGAAUUUGCUGUAGCUUCUUCAAAAAGGUCAGUGAUUUUACACAGUAGAGUAGCAAUAAGAGUACGGUUCUUGAUGUUUUAACCUAUGAAGCAUAAAGGAAAGAAUUCCAGUCACUGGUACAUAGAAACUUUCCUCACACGCAUUGCACCAUCUGAUCAACUGCAGUGGAAAAGUAUUGUGGAGAGGAGGAAAGUAGGAACUCUAGUUGUCAGCAUAUUAGGCUUUUGCUUCUAAACCUGGCUCACAUCAAGCAUAGAAUGAAAGCCCAAGGCUUUUCUGGUCACUCACACUCUUUCUCUUACGCACACUCCCCACACAAGUCUCUCGCCUCCCUAUGCCAUCUGCAAAGGCUUUGUAAAAUAGCCAAUAUCAACCCACAAUUGUCCAUAAUUGGGCACAAUCUUUUCAGUGAAGCCAUAAGAAUGGUUGUAUGGGAUUCUCAUAUGGUUACCAAAACAAUGUAAUGGUUAGCACUGAGUUAAAGGGAAAUGAUUUGCCUUUGUCAGGUCUUGCUAUAAUUAAAAUCAAAGGGAUAAUUUGUAAAUACUGAACACCAAAUGGAAUGCCUUGCUGCAAUUUAUUUAUAGCAGGACAGAUUUUUGUUUUAAUUUUGAUCCAAAAAGUGCCCCAUAAUCAUGUGUAUAUGAGCAUAAAGAAGAUUUAAUGUUUUUAAGUAAAAGUUGACUUGGUACUUUAACAUGUGGAUACACAGCCAUAAGCUUUCAUAACUUUACCAAUUAUUUCAAAAUGACUUGUUGCAUGCUUCCAACAUAGUGAUAAACCAGAAUAAAGUUGUAUAU